UGUAAACGUCAAAGUGAGAGGACGUGUUUUGACCAAUUUGCAAGCCAUCAUGAGCAAGUUUCAGCGGUACGGAAGUAACACCUUCCGUAUCGAUUAUUCGGAAGCUCCUAUUAGACCAACGCUAGACGAAACGGCAGAUUUUCUGUUUACCGUUCUUAAAACUGGCGCGGAUGUCUCGAUGGUGCAACGGAACACUGCACAAAGUGCAGUAUAUGUUACCAUGCCAACACUCGAACGUGCAUUGGCCAUAGUGAACGAGCACAACGGGAAACACUUCGUCACGCACGAGGGGAAGCAGCACAAGAUCGCAAUCGAGAUGGUGGAUGAUGCGACAGAGGUGAAAGUGCGCGAUCUGCCACCAGGGAUUCCCGACGCAGAUGUUGUUGCUGAACUGGGCGGUUUUGGUGAGGUACUCACGAUUGUUCCCGGCGUUUGGGGCGCAGAAACGCGGCUAGCUGGGAUCCCGUCGGGUGUGCGCAUUGUCCGCAUUAAACUGGCUAAGCCCAUACCAUCUUUCAUCACUGUGUGCGGAGAGGUGACAGGGGUGAUCUACCGAGGACAACAACAAACGUGUCGUCACUGCAAUGAAGCCGUACACCACGGUCUCAGCUGCAUCCAAAACCGCGUGUGUCACUUUCGGAACAACGAAAAAUCAUACGCUGGAGCCGUACGGCAGACUCCCACACCAACAGAAGUUACAACUUCACCAUCAGUGGCAGGCACUAACACUAAAGGACGCGGACGUAGAGGAAAGGUAAGAAUCACUACGCUUACUAAUACAACACCGCCCUCGUCAAGUGCUGCUCAAAACACAGCACCGCAACGUCCAGCAGGCGCAUCAAAAAUAGCUAACCGACUGGUCAUCCCGGUCGUGCCGGUUUCUAACGUUCGGCCGUCAAGCCCGAAACCGAACAAAAAAGCCAGGGAAGAGCAACCCCAAGGAAAAGCGAAUUUUAAUUAUUCUACUUCAAGCACUACGGUGGUUGCUAUGCAUGCUGCAGUUACGUCAGCCACAGCCUCUGCCGCCGCUCCUGCCGCUGUUCCUGCCGACGCUCCUGCCGCCGCUCCUGCCGCUGCUCCUGCUGUCGCUCCUGCUGCCGCUCCUGCCGCUGUUCCUGCCGCCGCUCUUGCCGCCGCUCCUGCCGCUGCUCCUGCUGUUGCUCCUGCCGCUGCUCCUGCCGCUGCACCUGCUGCUUCUGCUGCCGCUGCACCUGCUGCUUCUGCUGCCGCUGCCGCUACUGAUGCCACUGUUCUAGCCGCCACGGCAAACGAACACAUGAGAGUGGACUGCACGGCGGUAAUGUUCAAAGCACCGCUCAUAAUUCCUUCCUCCUCCUUUCCCAUCUGCUCCUUAGAUGAACAGUUUGCGGUAAAACGCAAACAAUUUCCGGAGACGGAUAACGAGAGUGACGCCUCAAGUUCAUCAACACUUAGCUUUACGAGCGUGACCAAGCGCAAGCCUGGUCGGCCUCCCAAGCGGCUCACCACUACACAACCAUGAUUUUAAUUUUGUCGCAAUGGAUACAAACAAAACAAAUCGUGGUGUUAAUGGUAGCUAUAAUUUAGCAACUAUUAACAUUAAUGCAAUAUCUAAUGCGACAAAAUUAGAAGCCCUCAGGACAUUUAUCCGGACGAUGGACUUGGACAUCAUAUUUCUUCAGGAAGUGUGUUGUGCAGAUCUCUCGAUUCCUGGAUACAAUGUAAUUAGCAAUGUUAACGUGGUGGAGAGAGGUACGGCGAUUGCUUUACGUGACCACCUA
Anopheles gambiae (African malaria mosquito) is the source of this 1760-nucleotide messenger RNA. RefSeq names its product mucin-1-like. The record is from RefSeq and is a predicted model, not a curated record. The transcript has a single exon. The coding region runs from base 50 to 1501 and encodes 483 amino acids. Lineage: Eukaryota; Metazoa; Arthropoda; Insecta; Diptera; Culicidae.